Ostertagia ostertagi is the source of this 462-nucleotide messenger RNA. Lineage: Eukaryota; Metazoa; Nematoda; Chromadorea; Rhabditida; Trichostrongylidae. The record is from the annotation of a GenBank genome assembly.
GUGUUAAAGCUUGACCUGAAAUCUGUUGCUCCCUCUGUGUCAGGACCUAAACGUCCUCACGAUCGUGUUGACUUGUCAUCACUGCAUGAAGAUUUCAAAAAUGGCCUAACUGCUAAGAUCUCCUUCAAAGCCGUAGAACUUGGACUGGAAUCUCAACCGUUUACGAAAACUUCUCUUUCGCCUGGGUCUGGGGUUGUGACCAAGUACCUUGAAGUUUCUGGUCUUCUUCCCUUCCUUCAGCAGCUUGGUUUCCACAUUGCCGGAUAUGGUUGUAUGACAUGCAUCGGAAAUUCUGGCCCGCUUGACGAAGAGGUUGCUAAAGCCAUUGAAGAGAAUAACCUCGUCGUCGCUGGAGUACUCUCCGGCAACCGAAACUUCGAGGGUCGUAUUCAUCCACAUGUUCGAGCCAAUUACCUCGCAAGUCCUCCUCUUGCAGUUGUCUACUCCAUACUUGAAAUGUGA